AUGCAGCGCACGUCCACCAGCACGGAGCGCACGCCGCUAGUGCAACCCACCUACGUGUUCGAGUCCAGUCUCUCCAGGAGCUAUCAAAAGAGACUUCGCACAUUCCAGUGCGUCGUGUGCGUUUUAUUAAUAGUUUUGCUGUCCGUGGCACUACUUGUGACAGUUGGAUACAACCUGGGCCUACAGGACAGCAGUAACAACGGCAGAUCCGACGUGGUCAAUUCUACCUUGCCUGAUAAUCUACUGCCUAUGCUAAAUAUGUCUUGGCCGCUGAAAAGCAGUCCACCCGUAGCCUGGUUGAAAGCACAACCCAGCGCCAACGACAUAACGUCCGCGGUAUCUGCGGGUAAGGAAGCGCUGCAGCAAAGAAAACUGAUGGAGACCACACUAACGCCCUUGGCACUGGACACGCCAGCCGCCAGGGCCCAGCGGGCUGCAGCCACCGGCGCUGCAGUCAAGCCUCUAGCAGACACGGCCUUUGCCGUCGAGCACGCAACCAGGGUUUUAGCUAAUGGUUCGAAUCCUUCCCUCCGCCCCGGAGGCGUAGGCGUCGGGCCCUCCACCAACGGUUCCUUUACUGAGCCAGCAUACUGCAGGCCGCCCACAACACCCUGCGUGAUCUCCAAGUAUCGUACACAGGACGGCACGUGCAACAAUCUAAACAACCCCUUGCGAUGGGGUGUCUCAAAUACGCCGUUCCGGAGGGUGUUGCCACCGGAUUAUGGAGAUGGCAUCAGCUCCCCACGCGUGGGCGUGAACGGCUCGGCGCUGCCCAGCGCGCGUGACGUCAGCGUAACCGUGCAUCGGCCCAGCUACGCGCACGACUCCGCCUUCACCGUCAUGCUGGCCGUCUGGGGGCAGUUCGUGGACCACGACAUCACCGCUACCGCGCUUAGCAAGGGUGAAAACAGCAGUUCUCUGUCUUGCUGCAACACCAACCAGACGCACCCCGAGUGCUUCCCCGUGAUGCUGGACGUGGAGGACCCCUACUACCAGGACUACAACCUCACUUGCAUGGAGUUCGUCAGAUCAGCCCCCGCGCCGACAUGCCAUUUUGGAGUUAGAGAGCAGCUGAACCAAGCGACAGCGUUCAUAGACGCGUCCACAGUGUACGGCUUCAUGGAGAGCAAGGCCUCGCACCUGCGCCUAGGGACUGAAGGAAAGCUGAAGAUGCUGAAGAUUGGACCAUACGAGCUGUUGCCGCAGUCCACGGACCCCAAUGACGGAUGCAACACCGUCGAGAUGAACGCUGUGGGUCGUUACUGCUUUGAGUCUGGCGAUGAGCGUGCGAACGAGAACCUGCAUCUCACCACGAUGCAUCUAAUCUGGGCACGUCAGCACAAUCGCGUGGCAGCUGAGCUCCAGAAACUGAACCCCGUGUGGGAUGACGAGACCGUCUUCCAGGAGACGAGGCGGAUCAUCGGAGCACAGAUGCAGCACAUCACGUACGCUGAGUUCCUACCUGCCAUACUUGGUAAUGACGUUAUGUGGGCGUUGAAUCUGACGGUGCAAACAGAAGGUUACACCAACAUGUACGACCCGGACCUCGACCCGUCUAUUGCCAACCACUUCUCCGCCGCCGCGUUCCGUUUCGCACACACACUACUUCCGGGGCUGAUCCGCAACGUGGAGGCGAGCAACGGCAGCUUUAACUACGUGCACCUGCAUGAGAUGCUGUUCAACCCGUACGCGCUGUACCGCGAGCGCGGGCCCGCCGGCGCCGUCGCCUCCGCGCUCGCCACGCCCGCGCACGCCGCCGACCCGCACGUCACCGCAGAGCUAAGCAACCACCUGUUCGAGCGUCCACUAGCAGUCAACACGUCGUGGCAGCCGCAGAGCUCGGGCCCGUGCGGGCUGGAUCUCAUCUCGCUGAACAUCCAGCGCGGCCGCGACCACGGUCUGCCCGCCUACCCGGUCUGGCGUGAGUACUGCGGCUUCUCCAGGCCGAAGAACUUCACCGACCUCGACGACAUCUUCGACGAGCUCUCGCGGGAGAGAAUCUACAAGAUUUACAAGAGCGUGGACGACAUCGACCUGUACACGGGCGCGCUGGCGGAGGCGCCGGGCGGGCGGCUGCUGGGCGCCACGCUCACGUGCCUGCUGGCCGACCAGUUCCUGCGCCUCAAGCGCGCCGACCGCUACUGGUACGAGACCGGGGACCCGGACCUCGCCUUCACACCAGAACAACUGGCUGAAAUCAGGAAAACCACACUGAGUAACGUGAUUUGUGCCAAUGAGAUCAUGUUGAGCCAAGUCCAGCCAAGAGUUAUGGAGAUUACGAGCGACGUCAACCCACUCGUGGACUGCAAAGAACUACGACAACCGAACUUCGAAGCUUGGAAGGUCCCUGGGCCGGCGGGCGUACCGCCACGAAUAAGCAAAGCAACUAAGAAACCAAAAGUAAAUUUUUAG
Parnassius mnemosyne (clouded apollo) is the source of this 2412-nucleotide messenger RNA. NCBI's taxonomy places the organism in Eukaryota, Metazoa, Arthropoda, Insecta, Lepidoptera, Papilionidae. The record is from the annotation of a GenBank genome assembly.